AUGGAUACUCCGAAGCGCAGCUCGUCUCCAGACCCUCUGGCAUAUCCAGGCGACCCUGAAUUCCUGCUUUCAUCUGCCAUGAAGCCAUUUUCUCAACGGAGACUAAGCAUGACGCCUUUCAAACCUCGAACUCCGCGAAACCCAUGGUCUACAAAAGCCAAAGUCAAAAGUACAAAGGGUGCGACGUCGAUAAAAUACCCGGAUAUCAUUUUACCGUCCACGCCCUCCGGAGAUCGCUUUCGCCGGAAGUCACUCUCCCCCACCAAAACAACUUUGCAUUCGGAGAACAAUAUAAGCCCUUGGCGCAUUCGGGUGACACUCGAAGCCGAGCGCGACGAUGAAGAAGGAGGGGAAACCAGCGUAGGCCAAACUGCAGUUGGAAAUUGGACAAAUGGAAAUACUUUAAUGAUACCUAUGAAGACUGAGCCUUCGCCGGCGCGGGCAUCACCCAAAAAGCGGCCGGGGAAACCAAAAAACCCUGGUAUAUCAAAUCGCGUACCAACCCCAAGGAAAAAGCAACUUGGUGAACCAUCCGAUGUCCCACAUACCGGAGGAAAGCGAAAGCGGGGGCGACCGAGGAAAACCAUAGAGCCGACUGAAGAAAAUUCACCUAUUCGAGACAUAUCACCCACCAAAUCUAUCGGGCAGCUGCCCAGUGGAGAUGAUUUAUUUUUGGAUAUUGCGCAGAGUGGCGUUGAUAAUGAGGAUACCAGCGGGACCCCAAUCACCCACCCCCUGCAAGACGCUCAUUUCGACACUGAGAUUUCAACCAAGCAACAUCAUAGCUCUCCCAGGGUUGAUGUAACUGGGACCUCCAAUGUCUUAAAUGAUAGAGAGGGCUCCUCUCCCUCAGGGACCACAUUUCCUGUACAAAUUGACGGUGGCUCAUCGCCAAUAAAUGUAGAGUUUGCUGGGCACACCCCUCGGCCCAAAAUCCGUUUGUAUCCAACCCCCACAUCCUCAUCACAACUGGAUGACGAAAUAGACACUGCAGACACUGCUUCUAAGAAGGGUAGGAUCAUAGCCGACCCUACUGAGGAACACAGGGAAUUCGAUUCUAUAAUGGAAAGUGAAGGGUUUAGCAUGGUCACAUUGAACUCGCUACCAUCGGCACAACAAAAUCUUCUUGGUUCGUUGCAUAAGCGUCCUGCUAGAAAUGGAUUAACGAAAGGUAUUCUCCAGCCUUCUUCAAGAAACAAGGCUGUACGAUCAGCAGAUCCAACAGCCCAUAUCGCCACCGCCUUAUCUGUGGAUGAAUCAUUUCAAAAUACUCGAUCUAUGGCAGCAAUACUCUCGCCAGAAAAGGUUUCUGAGCAGCACAGCCCUAUAUCCCAACAUGUUGGUGACACGGUUUCCCUACAUGCAACGACCACGACUUCCAAGCCCCCACCUAGCAAUACUGUUGAUCGCAGACCUCUGGUUCGGCUAGUGCGUAUCGUCAAGGUUGGCAUUUCACUCCAGAGGAUGAUGAAUCGAAAUGCACAGCUUGAGGAAUACCAACCGAUUCCGAAUAUUGAUCUAGAUUCCACGAGGCAACGAUUAGACAGUAUCUUUGCAGAUUUUAGCGUCGAUAUUCAAAGAGAUCUGUGUGCCGGGGUUCGUUUUGGAGAAGAGCUGGCUCAAAGAAUUCGAGAAGCGCAUAAGAAACGGCGAAUAGAACCGGCCGACAACCCUGUCCACUCUAGUUUGCACCAAGAAGAAGUUCAAUACCCCCUACUUGAUAUUGCGGUCGAUGGUUCUUCGUCAGAUUUCGACGGGUCGCAACCUGAUAAGCCUAUGAGCCCGGUUGACCGAGGUCUUAAUGGAGGCGACAAUUUGACGGAGACAAUCGACCUAGAGAUGGCAAAGCGUGAAGCGGAAUGGCAGCGCGAAAGAGAGGCGAUUAGCAGCCAAAUAGAAGCGGCAAAUGCCAGCCAGGUGAUUAUCAUUGAUAGCGACGACGAUGACCCCAACUCUGCUGCUGUUAGACACUUGGAAGUGGAAAGGAACGAGUUUGGAAACUCUAUGGCUGCUUACGAUGAUGAUUACGAGGAUAUCUGGCAACAAGAAGCUCGAGAAGCAGCUGUACCCUCGGAAUCACCUUCAUUUGCUGAUGUCACUCAUGAUGAUACCGUUCACCCGCGUCUGAAGCAUGUCACUACAAUGGAAGAUGUAGGAUACGAACAGGGUGAGGAAUUACUUCCCGAUCUCGCUUGGUCUGCGCUUGGGAAAAAAUACCCCUUGAUGUCAUUUGGGAAAUCACAGUUGGCAAAGUAUCGAGAUAAAGAUUUUGAAUUUUCUUCGCUAAUUGGAACCCCCGAGAGUUCGACAAAGAGAUUCAUUCAAGGUGGCUCUGUGUCUGUUACGAGUGAACCGCACCCGCACCAGGUGAUUGCAAAGGAGAAACACGCGGCGGAGCCAAACUCCGUGCCUGUCAAAGCUGCAAGGGAGGUUAUUCCUGAUAUAAAGGAUUUGCCGCGUUCUGAACGAGCUCAGUCAAUAUCAAGUGGCUCCAUUUCAGAACUUCCCCCGCCCCCAUCACUCAAAUAUACGGGUAGCGAUCUCAUGACGAACGAUCAGGAGGGACUAUCGCCUGCCAAUCAAUCACCGCCGCCUUUGCUAGGUACUCAAAACCAGAGUCAAUGGGAUGAUGGUGGCAGGAGUCAAGUGGCGUUUGAUGAUGUGCAGAAGGACGGUCUAGACAUGGGAGAUAUUGUGACUGUUUCUCCAGAUGUUAAGCCUCCAGAAUGUGCCACACCGGCGUCGAGGUGGUACGACCGAAUAACGGGACUGGCCCCAAAAUGGCUUGCCGCCACACGUACUCCACAGGACAAAAACCAAGACCAAUUGCAUAACAUGAUAGAGCCAGCGUCUCCUCAGUCAGUGGUUCAAAAACCCUCACAUCAAAGCCACCCAGCAGCGCAUAGGAGGAAACAACCAGCCAGCAAGCAAUUGGCACUAUCAGGCUAUUUCACCGAUGACCACUAUGUCGCUCUGCGCCAUGUUUACCACCAAGCCAAACAGUCCCCUCAUCUCUUCCCCUUUGUCUCGACGCCCGAGCGCGAGGCGAUGCUGGGUAAGUGGAUGUGGUCCGUUGACGGCCAUCAAUAUCGGCAAGUCACCGAAAUCCAGCUAGCCAUUGUCGACAAGUUCAGACAAGACCUUGUCAACGCAAACAGGCGGCGCGGCGGGUCCGAUAACUUAGGAUGGAGCGAGGAAGAUAUUCUGUGGAGGCUGUUUAGCAUUAUUGUUGGAGAGAAGCUGAGGAGGGAACGAAAGAGGCAGUAUGCUGCUGAAAGCAGGAUAUGCUGA
Molecule: messenger RNA, 3291 nt
Organism: Ophidiomyces ophidiicola
Lineage: Eukaryota; Fungi; Ascomycota; Eurotiomycetes; Onygenales; Onygenaceae
Exons: 1
Coding region: 1-3291 (1096 amino acids)
Source: RefSeq, a predicted model, not a curated record